GUGUAAAUCUGAGGGGUCGUCAAAUGAUCAACAAGGUAGGGAAAAAAAUAGAAACAAAACAUAAAAAAUAUACUAUACUAAUGUUUCUCAAAUCGUUUUCUUUCUUUUUUUCAUGGAAGAGUUUCACCCUCUCCGGUAGUUCAAACACUAGUAAAGGGAAUCAGUCUGAGAGAGGAACCUAACUGUUUGGUUGAACUGCUCAUGUGACAAGGAGUGCAUGUGCGGUGGUUAAAUGGUCUACAAAUAUGAGGUCAUGUUAGGUUUCAUUCUGGUCAGCAGUUUUUAUCAGCUGCAAAACAUGACUGUACAGAACACACCUCGCAAUCAGUACUUUGAUAGUUGAGUUUUCAAAGCAACAUGAGACUACUAACAGAGAUUCAAACAUGAAAAUUGCGACAUAUUCCAAAAUCAGAAAACAAAACUCAAUAAUAACAACUCUCGUAAGGAUAGACCUACAGUAGUCUACAAAGGUUCAGCAAGUGUUGCUAAUUGGCAUGCAACCUAAUGUGACCUUUUGUAGCUGUGUUUACAAUGGCAAUUUACUUAUUUUAAAGGAUUUUUUUAGGUGUUUACAUGGCUUUGUCUGCUCCUUACUGCUAUGUAAUCAUAUUCCUGUGAUAUUUCCACGCUAUCUUUCUAAAACUGGCUAGUUCUUCUUCAUCGGGUCAAGUGUACACACUGCAUAAUGCAGAACAACUCCACAGAGAGCCCAGAGUUGUGAACUCAAUUUUGUAGACACCCUAAUUUAAAGGGCUGCGAGAUAACAACAUGAUUCGGUGGGACUUGUUCUACUUGUUGAGGAGAUUACUUUGGAGGCAGAGGGCAGUGUGUGGCGAUGAUAGUGAGAAAAAAAAUAAAGCGUUGAGCAGAACGGAUCCAACUUUACACUUUUAGGGUCAGUGGUCAAAAUGGGUGCUCGGCCUCCAGUCCCCUGGACAUGGAUCAGGGGCCCUGACGUAUAUCUGCUGAUUACAUCUCCUGAAGUGGAAAACAUGCAAAUAAUAAAUGUAUGAGCAACGUGCUUGUUUUUUUGCUUGAUUAAUUAUGCCGUUUAAUUCCAGAUCCACCAUGCCGCUCCACCGUAUAAUUUCCCAGUGGUCUUGGCUGUUUCUUCUCUCACAUGCGCUCUCUCCUUUUUUUUCCUCAUUGCAAAAUGAAUCAUGGAUCUCACCGUCUGUACCCGGGGGAGAGCGGCAAGUUGGCGAAUGGGCUGACCAAUCAUGAGCAUCAGAGGCAGACACACAGAAGGAGGGAGCCUUUUGUUAUCUGCUGCACUCAUCAAGUUAGAAGACAACUACCGAUUUGGCCUGAAGAAAAUUAAAAGAUGAAUUCUUAUCCAAUCAGAGUGGCCAGUGUGUGUUUAUCUGAGUGGGUGGCAAAGUUUCAGCGCCAUUCAUAAUGUCAAGUGGGACCAUGACUGCUCUUCUAUUCCCAGCCUGGCCAACCCUCUCUCAGCCUCCUGACAGUUCCAGGCAGGAUGCAGAUGAGGGCGAAGGUCAUCUCCGUAGCGAUCGACCCCACAGCCCCGCAGCAUGGCACUCUGACUGGCACAGGAUGAAAAGUAGCCAUUUUGGUGAUUGCACCAUCGUCAUCUCGAGGUGCCGGUGGAGGUGGUGGUGGUGGUGGUGUGGUGCUGGGGGCACCGUCAGGGCAGACAGAGCAGGGGCUCCGGAGAGGAAAAGAAGAAGAAGAAAAAGAAGAGGAGGAGGAAGAGAGAGAGACAAAGUGGAUCAGAUCAACAGCAGCAGACUGAACACUGGAAAUGCCUGUCAGGUCUGAUUCUGUCACAUCCUCAGCCAAUCCGAGCCUUCGUUAACCACGGCAUCGGCGCGCGAUUGGGUGAAGGAUGGCAACCAUGCCGUUUGUCAGUGAGGGGAAGUGUGUGAGUGUGGAGUGGGAUUUCCUACAAGGACUACUGGCCAAGCCUCCCACACUGCCCUGUCUCCAGAACCUGCGUAAAGAGAAGUCUCGCAAUGCAGCUCGUUCACGGCGGGGGAAGGAGAAUUUCGAAUUCUUUGAGCUGGCCAAGAUGCUGCCUCUGCCUGGCGCCAUCACCAGCCAGCUGGACAAGGCCUCAGUCAUCCGGCUGACCAUCAGCUACCUCCACAUGCGCACCUUUGCCAGCCAGGGAGACCCGCCCUGGAGCCCUCUGAUGGAGGGAGACAGCAACUGCAGCAAAGUAAGACGAUCGUCUCAUUCUCUGGCUACUGACAUGUUUGAGCAGCACCUAGGGGCGCACCUCCUGCAGUCUCUGGAUGGCUUUGUGUUCGUGGUCAGUCAUGAGGGACGGUUCCUCUACAUCUCAGAGACAGUUUCUAUCUACCUGGGACUCUCACAGGUGGAGCUGACCGGCAGCAGUGUGUUUGACUACAUCCACCCAGCGGACCACGUCGAGAUGGCAGAGCGGCUGGGAAUCAGGCCGCAUCUGAGGGCCGAGGCCGGCUGUCUCACGGCCCCUGAGAGCGCUUCCAGCUCCGCAUCCACGUCCUCCCUGGCUGGCACCCCUGAACCCGCUCCGUCUAGUCCUCAUUCUCCUGCUGACGAUCCUCCCGAUCGCGGCUUCUUCAUCCGCAUGAAGUCCACGCUUACCAAAAGAGGCCUGCACGUCAAGUCUUCUGGAUACAAGGUAAUCCAUGUGACAGGACGAAUCCGCUGCCGCCCUGCACUCGUGCCGGGCUCAACGCGUUCCGUGCGUCGACCGAUGGGAUUGGUUGCUCUGGCGCACACACUCCCGCCCUCCACGCUUAAUGAAGUGCGCAUGGAGAGCCAAAUGUUUGUCUUCCGAGUGAACAUGGACCUACAGGUCACAUAUUGUGAGAACAGGAUCUCAGAGUAUAUGGAUCUGACCCCAGCAGAGGUUGUUGGACAAACCUGUUACCACUUCAUUCACGUAGAAGACCUGGAAAACCUCCGGCAGAGCCAUGAGGACUUACUGAGGAAAGGCCAGGUGGUGACCGGUUACUACCGUUGGCUCCAGAGGAGAGGAGGCUACCUGUGGAUCCAGUCCACCGCCACUGUUUCCAUCAACCACAAAGCCCCCCACGAACGCAACGUCAUCUGGGUCAACUAUGUCCUGAGUCGAACAGAGCUGCCCGACACUCCCCUGGAUCUACUGCAGCUACCAGAGAACAUAAGAGCAGAACGGCUUCGAGUUAGUUCGACCCCCACCGACGGCUCCCCACAAGCCCGUGGCUCGCAACCAGUGAAGAGCUCAGUGGGGAAGAAUGACCUAGACACUAAAGGCAGAGAUAAAUUCACGGCCGCGUCCAUCCAAACAGAGGACAGGAGGAAGCGCCUGCUGAGGUCUGACCCUGAGGGUGCUCCUCCCGAAACCCGCCGCAGACUGGAGGAGCUCCGUCACGCAGAGGAGAGUGUAUCAGCGUCCUCUGACCUGGCGAGCGAAAGCGAGGGGGAGGAGGAGGAAGAGACAGAGUGGGACCAGGGGGGGGACAGUGACAGAUUGAAACAGGAAGAUGGGGGGGGGGGAGGUAAACAGAGUAGGGGGGGAGACACUCCGACUAGAAGUGAGAGGGGCGGAAGGGUGCACAACGGCCGGGCUGUGAUCCAGCAGCUGAAGAGCGUAGUGACCCCGUCUCCCCUGCCUGGCAGCCCCAGCAUCAAGACUGAACACGACGCCCUGACCACCGGGGGGCGCUGGGGGUCACACACACAAACCUCCACCUCACACACACACACCACCCAGCCCCAACCCUCCCAUGCACACACACCCUCCAGCAGCCUCAAUGGCGACAGCCCCACCACCCCUAUCCCCGACUCUUCUUCCAGCAGCGAGGCCCCCCCAAAGGGUCUGUUCACUCCCCCGUCCCCGGCUUUGUCCCCCGCCAUGUCUGUGUCCUCCCCUCUGCCCCGGGAUGAGAGGGCCGUGUCGGUCAGUCGGAGCAGUGGCGGUGCAGGUGGAGGUCCUGAUUUUGAGCUGCUCCAGAGACUGGCUGCAGGCGGCGCAGCAGGGCGGGUCCUCUUCCACCCCCUCGCCCUGGGCCCGCAGGGCCCUCAGAGCCUCUACGCUCCCAGCACUAUCCGCUACGCUCCACCUGAGCUACCCCCCUCCCACCACCACAGCGUGGGACACAGCGAUGGCCUGCAGCUACGCUCAGACCACCACAAAGGACCCCCGCCAGCCUUCUUCCCCCACCUACAGCGGUUGGCCGGCUUGCCACCCUUCAGUGGUUUCUCCCCGUCUGACAGCCCUUUCUCCUCCGGCCUGCCCUUCUGUAUGAAUGGACUGAGGGGGGCUGCAGGCUCCGAGGAGGACUGAGACUCAGAGGGGAGGAGGUGAGAGGAGGAGAUAAAAAUGAAGGACGGAGCGGAGUGACAGACCAGAAAGAGAGACAUUGAAAAGGGCAGGAGAGACAGAAGUGGCAGGACAUUAAGCCUCUAAGGACGUUACUAAUUGGACAAUGAGUUGAAUAACCGCAAUCUAAAAUAUGUGACAAGUCGCUGCCACGGGGAAUUAUUGUGUCUGCCUGUUGUGGACAAGUGACAGUGACUCUUGGAGAAAACAGGACAUAGAAACUUUUGACUGGUUGUCCCUCAAGACUUUCCAUCUCUACAACAAUAAUGAACUCUGCUCUGUGUCUUUCUCUAGAUGACUGUGUUGAUUUCUGUGUCUCUUCCACUCAGAGAAGCCAUAUUGUAUAUAGAGACAAAACCAUAAAGACCCUCAGCUCACGUCCUCCUCACUGUCACUCCAAUUAACCCAAUUAACCCUAAAGCCAGUAGACAGAGAUGGACACUUGUCUGUAGGAAUGAAAGUGACUUUGGAAUAUACAUUUUUAUUAUUGCAGUAUUAUAAAAACAUCUCUUACACGGAGAUCCAGGUGAGAAUUUGAUUAUUAUUAUUAUAUAAGGUUUCCCUUAAAAUAGAAGCAGACAGCCCUCUGGUGUUUUUGUAUUGAGAUUCAAAAUAAUAAUAGUAAAACAAAUCAAAGUAUUCAUCAGUCAGCCGUACUUAAAGCACACUGUUGGGGCAAAAAUAUGAAUAAUGUAGUCCCGUACAUUCCAUUAUAUAUAAGGGAAGAAAAUGCAAUGCAGACAGGACGCUAAAUCUGUUUUUGAUUAUAGAAAGGUAAUUUGUUUAACUGAGAAUGAUAGUAUAUUCUGUAUGAUGCUGCGGUUGUUUGUGUAUGAAAGGUUUUUUUGAUUGGUUUAAGAUUUUUUUUAUCCCAUCUAAAACAGAUGGACGGAUGGUGUGAAAAAUGUGUCUAAACAUACUAAAUAGCAUUGUUUUAUUGGAUGUACAAUAUCAUCCAAAAAUACUUUUUUUUAUUAUUCUCUAAAAAGAUAUUUCUGAAAAUUAUUUAGGAGUGGAAAUGGUGCUGGAAAGAAGUGUUGUCAUUUAAACCUCUGUUUUUCUGAGCACUUACUGAAAUUUGUUCUGGUGUGAACUCAAAGCACUUCAUCACUUAACACUCACUGUGUGAACCUGUUAAAACAGAAAACAAUGGAAUGAAGGUCACUAAUAUAUCAUAUCAGCCUGAUCACAGUGUGGUAGAGGGGAUAAAUGGUCAUUUACAAAGGCAGAUAAAUAAACAGACCACAUGUGGUCAUUAAAAGGCGACCAUUGGAGGUCAAUAAAAAUAACCAGAAUUAAUGUGAUAUUGGUUUCAGUUCAAUUUAGUCAACUGAAAAUAAAGUUUUAAAUUAAAAAGUGGAAAUAUAAAACACUUUAAAUUUCUGUUUCAUGCUGAUUGGUUGGGAUUCCUCUCAGGACUGAAAGAAAAAAACACUUUUUGUAUGAAAAAAUAAAAUGAAAUUCGUGCUCAGAAUAUUUCAUCUCCCAUUUCAGCUGAAUGUCACAAACAAUUUGGUGGUCAUCUAAAAGACACUCAGACUAUUGAGAAUCUUUAUUCCACAGUGUAACGGAACAUUUGAAAAUGUGACCGUUUUUGACAAAUUGUUGCUGUCAAUUCAGCCGCAUUAUUACAUUUUAUUUAAACAAUAAUGACCAGUGAUACUCAGACAUAAACUCAGAAAUAAACAUCAGAUAAAGCACUUAUAGUCCUUUGAUCUAUCAUGUGAUUAAAGUCUUCAUAAUGAUGCCAUGAUGCCAGACACUGUAUGUACAUUGUUUUUGUUUUCCUGGUCGACUGUCUGAUCUGAGGGCUCAGUUUCUCUGAUAUUCUGAUGUCUGAAAGAAAAAUGUGGUUGGGGUGGGGGGUCUAAUUGUUCAGAUCACUGUAGCUGUCACAUACAAAUAUGUGUGAGCACACAUAUUCUCGGUGGUAUAAUGUGUGCGUGCGAUUGUGUGCGUGCGCGCUCUCUUGUACAAGUGUGUAUGUUUUUUUGUUUUUUUUGGUUGGUUGAAUUAAAUAGCUAACCCCUUGCCCAUCACUGUGAAGCUAACGUUAUCCUCCCAUCUUUGUGAAUACUCCACCCACUCAUCAAAUAAAAUGAACAAAUGUAAAAAGAAACAGUGAUACAGAUGACGAUAACAAUAAAAUAUUCCAGUAGAGGAGCACAACUCAA
Messenger RNA from Micropterus dolomieu (smallmouth bass), 6486 nucleotides. It is a transcript of the gene npas1, whose product is annotated as neuronal PAS domain protein 1. NCBI's taxonomy places the organism in Eukaryota, Metazoa, Chordata, Actinopteri, Centrarchiformes, Centrarchidae. Gene Ontology annotation, molecular function: DNA-binding transcription factor activity, RNA polymerase II-specific; RNA polymerase II transcription regulatory region sequence-specific DNA binding; protein dimerization activity. The record is from RefSeq and is a predicted model, not a curated record. Bases 1847 to 4276 code for a protein of 809 amino acids. Gene Ontology annotation, biological process: regulation of transcription by RNA polymerase II. The transcript has 16 exons.